This is a messenger RNA of Hibiscus syriacus, 2553 nucleotides long. RefSeq names its product cation/H(+) antiporter 20-like. NCBI's taxonomy places the organism in Eukaryota, Viridiplantae, Streptophyta, Magnoliopsida, Malvales, Malvaceae. The record is from RefSeq and is a predicted model, not a curated record. Bases 161 to 2497 code for a protein of 778 amino acids. Gene Ontology annotation, biological process: regulation of pH; proton transmembrane transport. Gene Ontology annotation, molecular function: antiporter activity. Gene Ontology annotation, cellular component: membrane; endomembrane system. The transcript is spliced from 4 exons.
GGAAACUUCAACAACAGUAAUCCUCUAUAAAGACACUAGAUUUAGUCCUCAUUUGAUCAACAGAUUUAGUCCAAACUUAGUCACACAUUGGCAGUUGCACCCUUGUUGUCAGUUUUUGCCAGUCAUUGAUUCACGUAGGGGAACAUAGUACCAGCGAGCCAUGCAACGAAACAUUAGCUCUAUACGAACGUCGUCGGAUGGAGUGUGGCAAAGCGAGAAUCCUCUAAACUACUCCUUCCCAUUGCUGAUCGUUCAAACAACCUUGGUUCUCUUCACAAGCCGCUUGCUUGCCCUUCUUCUCAAGCCUCUGCACCAGCCCAAAGUCGUUGCCGAGAUUCUUGGUGGUAUUUUGCUCGGACCGUCAGCUUUAGGCCGCAACAAAGAUUUCUUGAACUUGGUUUUCCCUCCAUGGAGCACGCCAAUACUCGAAUCCACCGCAAGUAUCGGUCUUCUCUUCUUCCUGUUUCUCGUCGGACUUGAACUUGAACUAACCACGAUUCGUCAAAGCGGUCGAAAGGCUUUGAGCAUCGCUGUAGCUGGGAUGUCCCUCCCUUUUGAAUUCGGCGUCGGACUUUCCUUCUUUCUCCGGAAAGCCGUAAAAGGAGAAGAUAAAGUAGGAUAUGGACAGUACAUCAUGUUCCUAGGUGUGGCACUUUCCAUCACAGCUUUCCCUGUCCUUGCACGCAUUCUAGCAGAGCUCAAGCUUCUAACAACUCAUGUCGGACAAACCGCCAUGGCUGCGGCUGCAUUAAACGACGUUGUCGCUUGGGUGUUGCUGACAUUGGCCAUCGCCGAAGCAGGCAAUGGCUCAAGUCAAGCUCACAAAAGCCCCUUGGUAUCCAUAUGGGUUCUACUUUGUGGAGUAGCUUUUGUUGCUUUUAUGUUAAUCCUCGUACGCCCCAUGAUGACAUGGGUUGCUCGACAGAGCUCGCCGGAACUCUUCGUCAUCGAUGAAGCCUUUAUAUGCUUAACGUUAUCUGGAGUUAUGUUAUCCGGAUUCAUGACUGACCUUAUAGGAAUCCAUGCAAUCUUCGGUGCUUUUAUCUUUGGACUAAUCAUUCCCAAAGGAGAAGAGUUCGGACAAAAAUUGAUCACAAGGAUUGAGGACUUCGUUGCCGGUUUGCUUCUUCCUCUUUACUUUGCCUCUAGCGGAUUAAGGACCGACGUAGCUAAAAUUCAAGGCAUUGAGGCGUGGGGACUCUUAGUGCUUGUUAUAUCGACGGCUUGUGCAGGGAAGAUUUUAGGGACAUUUUUCACGGCCAUGCUGUGUAAGAUUCCGGUUAGGGAGUCAUUGGCUCUUGGGGUUCUUAUGAACACCAAAGGGUUGGUUGAGCUAAUUGUUCUCAACAUCGGAAGGGAAAAAAAAGUUCUCAAUGAUGAAAUGUUUGCAAUUCUAGUCUUGAUGGCACUUUUCUCCACUUUCUUAACAACUCCAAUGGUUAUGGCGAUAUACAAACCUCGGCAUCGAUCGGAACAAGCAUCAACCCCUGCAGAAGAGUUGGAAAAUGAGCUUCGAAUCCUGGCAUGCAUCCAUGGACCUAGCAAUGUGCCGUCAGUCAUCAACCUCAUGGAGUCGAUCAAUGGGACCAACAGAUCCCCACUCAAACUUCAUGUAAUGCAGCUUAUUGAACUUACUAAUCGGUCUUCAUCUAUUUUGAUGGUUCAAAGAGUUCGAAAGAAUGGUUUUCCCUUCGUUAGUCGCCUAUGUCGAGGGAGUAAACGCGAUCAAAUUGCAUCUGCGUUUGAGGCAAAUGCACAGCUUGGGAGGGUGCACCACUCGACAGCUAUUUCAGCAUUAUCGACAAUGCAUGAGGAUAUUUGCCAUGUAGCCAAGGAUCGAAGUGUGGAGAUGAUCAUCCUGCCUUUCUACAAGCAGUGGAAUGGGGACGGUGACGAGGCAAUUAAGAGCAUCAGCCAUAGCUGGAUAGAGGUCAAUCAAAGGGUCCUAACAACCGCACCAUGCUCGGUUGCGUUACUUAUCGAAGGUAGAUUUAACAAUCCAUCAGACCAAGCGGCAGAACUCACUACAACAAUGCCAAAAAGAGUAGCUAUUUUGUUUAUUGGUGGACCGGAUGAUCGUGAAGCUCUGCGGCUCAGUCGGAGAAUGACCGGAAAGCAACUAGUUCAGUUGACUCUAGUGAGGUUCCUCCAAGGCCAAAGGGAUGACAAUAUAAGAGAGAAGGAACUGGAUGAGUCUGCAUUGGCGGAGUUCAGAAGGUCAGAUACAACCAUCCGAUACGAAGUGAAGGCAGGUAGCAAUGUCGUGGAAGAAGUAACAAGGAUUGGACAAAGCAGGGGGUAUGAUAUUGUUAUGGUCGGAAAGGGACAUCACCCAUCUUGCUGGGAAACUGCAGGAAACCAUACAGAGAUUGAGGAACUGGGAGCUAUCGGGAGUAUUCUAAUUUCCGGAGACCAGAGCUUCUUUCCGUCUAUCCUAGUGAUUCAACGACAGAAAGAAGCAGCUGAAAAUGAGGCCACUGUUUCACAGAUGAUAUGAGAUGAGGAUGCCAUUCCUAGAUGUUGAUGUAAAAAGCCAUUGUAAUAUGUCUAGAA